This is a messenger RNA of Rhagoletis zephyria (snowberry fruit fly), 2371 nucleotides long. It is a transcript of the gene mats, whose product is annotated as MOB kinase activator-like 1. The record is from RefSeq and is a predicted model, not a curated record. NCBI's taxonomy places the organism in Eukaryota, Metazoa, Arthropoda, Insecta, Diptera, Tephritidae.
UGACUUUUUUACUUCUUUGUUGGUGUCUCGGUUUCUUGAUUCGGUUUGUCAAAAAGCAUUGAAUUGUGGUGUCUUUUGUCUUCGUGCUACGAUUAUUGUGCAAAUAAAAUUGUGGAAAAUCUAAAAUUUAUCUCGAAUGAAAGUUAAAAGCAUCUGCAGUUAUCCCAAUUUAAUAUAUUAAAAGUGAAUUUACACACAAAUCGAUAGCUUGAUUGGUUUUCUGGAGAAAACGACAUCAGCUGCAGCGGAGAGCAUAUUCGAUUAGCCGACGACACAAUUUAUCAAUAACCAACUUCCAAAUCAGUCUUGCCCCACAAACAUACAAUCAUAUAUACCUACCUUCAUACAUCAUUGCGAACUAUUCCGGUCGGCCCCUACCUACCUCCGGUCAGAAAUAAACUACUCGGUUAACACCACGUCCCUCACCUGUCUUUUUUUUAAUCAACCUAAACACAACUGUUGGCACAAUAGAAAACAAAACGUUUUCAUAUUUGCUAGCAAUAAAUUGUCAUAAUAUUUUUAUGAAAUUCGUCACUAUUGCUAAAAAUAGAAACGAAAUCGCCGAGUGAAGAUCAGGACGGUAAGGAAUAAACAACAGGCAAACAGAAAACUUGACGUCAAGUUCCAAAGGGUUUGAAUAGCUCAUAGAAAUAAUGGAGUUUUUAUUUGGAUCACGCUCUAGCAAAACCUUUAAACCCAAGAAAAAUAUACCAGAAGGUACCCACCAAUAUGAUUUAAUGAAACAUGCGGCAGCAACAUUAGGUUCAGGAAACUUACGAAAUGCUGUCGCCUUGCCAGACGGUGAAGAUCUCAACGAGUGGGUCGCAGUAAAUACUGUCGAUUUCUUCAAUCAAAUCAAUAUGUUGUACGGUACCAUCACUGAAUUUUGUACCGAAGAAAGUUGUGUUAUCAUGUCAGCCGGACCAAAAUAUGAAUAUCACUGGGCGGAUGGACUUACCGUCAAGAAGCCGAUUAAAUGUAGUGCCCCGAAAUACAUUGAUUAUCUUAUGACAUGGGUGCAAGAUCAACUCGACGAUGAGACACUAUUCCCAUCGAAAAUCGGCAUACCAUUCCCAAAGAAUUUCCUCAGCAUAGCUAAGACCAUUUUAAAGCGACUGUUUCGUGUUUAUGCGCAUAUUUACCAUCAACAUUUCUCAGAGGUCGUAACACUGGGUGAAGAGGCACACCUGAACACAUCCUUUAAGCAUUUCAUAUUCUUUGUCCAAGAAUUCAAUUUAAUUGACCGCCGCGAAUUGGCACCACUGCAGGAACUCAUUGAUAAAUUAACAGCAAAAGAUGAGCGGCAAAUAUAGGAUUUAAUGCAAGUCGGUAUGCAGUUGGAGUUUUGAGUGUAAACGAUUAUGGUAAAAAGAAAUGGAUGGGAGACAGUAUGAGCCGAUAGAGAAGCAAUAAAAACAACAGUGCGGAGACUGUUGAACAUAAUAAUAAAAAAUAUACGGAGGCGGUCUCAUGUAUUUACCCGUUUUAAUAAUAAUUUUUAGUAACUUUUACAAGAGCUGCAAUUUAUACCGAUGAUUAUGUUUCACUGAUGAAAAAAGAAAAUCAAUGAGGCGUAUUCUUGUUUUCGUGCGAAUCGAAAAUUUGAAAUUAUUGGAGCGUAUUCUUGUUUUCGUACGAAUCGAAAAUCAUGAAAUUGUCCUAUCAUUUUCUAUAUAAAAAUUUGAAAUUUUCGAUUCGUACGAAAUCCAGAAUACACCGCAUUGUGUAGAGAAUGAUAGGAAAAUUCCUACGAAAACAAGAAUAUGCCCCAAUAUAAUUAUACAUUUAUAAUUUCACAAAUGUAUGAUGAACGUUUAAACGUCUGCACUGUAUGCUUGCAUUACUAUGACUAGAAUUUACAGUAAAAUAAUUUAUCUCAUUUUUUAUGUUUACUAUGGCUUAAGCAGCUAUAAAUGCAAUAUGCUUAUUUGAUUAGUUACCGCUUUAAUAUAUAAUUUAUUAAUUAAGAUUUAUUUAAAGAAUUUUAGCUUUAAGUUCGAAAAAUUCCUAUUUUCCAAAAAAAGGAAACUUAAAAAUAUUUACGAAACGCUUGCGGGCUUGAAAACGUAAACACAUGUAUAUACAUACAUACAUAUGUAUAUGUACGACAUGAAAAAAUAAUAUUGGCUAAAGUCAAAAUUUUACGUGGUAGUGAGUUUAGUAGCCUUCUAAUCACUCGCCAGAGCCAUAUUUAUCGAAUGUAUUAUUAUACCCAAAUUAAAAUGAUACUACAUAGAAGAGAAUACUUGUAUUUAUGGAUAAAACUCAAUUUACAUAUUUUUCUAUUGAACAAAGAAAAUGAUAGAAAUUAAAAUCAAAACGACAAUUUGAAUAACAAUAAAACUUCGAAUAGUUCACCGAUAAAAAACUC